This is a messenger RNA of Helicoverpa zea (corn earworm), 3342 nucleotides long. It is a transcript of the gene Syx7, whose product is annotated as syntaxin-7. Gene Ontology annotation, biological process: vesicle-mediated transport; vesicle fusion; intracellular protein transport. Gene Ontology annotation, molecular function: SNARE binding; SNAP receptor activity. NCBI's taxonomy places the organism in Eukaryota, Metazoa, Arthropoda, Insecta, Lepidoptera, Noctuidae. Gene Ontology annotation, cellular component: membrane; SNARE complex; endomembrane system. The coding region runs from base 193 to 987 and encodes 264 amino acids. The record is from RefSeq and is a predicted model, not a curated record. The transcript is spliced from 8 exons.
UAUUCAAUGACUGUUGGCUGCGCCUAUCAAACUAUCAAACGACAAGUUGGUUGAUUUUUCUUGUGUGCUUCUUCGCGGAAACUGCGGAAAGAGAUCCAGUGGAGUCGAGUACUCAAAAAGUAGUUUCAGAUAUAUUGCGCUCAACGUUGAUUGUAUCGUAUUAAGUGUUAUCCAAACAGGAAGAGCAUCAGAAUGGAGUCGUCAUAUCAAGGAGGUGUAACUUUUGAGGAUCCUGGUAGCAAUUUCCAGCGGCUCACUCAAACUAUCGCCAGUAACAUCAAGAAAAUAUCACAAAAUGUGUCUUCCAUGUCAAAGAUGGUCAAUCAGCUGCAGACUCCUCAGGACUCUCAGGAGCUCCGGAACCAACUGCGUCAAAUACAAAACUACACGCAGAAGCUGGCCAAGGACACGUCAUCACUCAUCAUGGAGCUGAUGAAGCUGCCAGCAGACCAGCCUGCUAACAAACUGACGAGGGAGCGCCUCAGUGAUGAAUACAUGAUCACGCUCAACUCCUUCCAGGCGACACAAAGACUGGCGGCGCAGAAAACCAAAGAAGAUGUGAAGAAGGCUAAAGCGCAGUCUGUGACCAUCAAGGACCCCUUUGCAAUGGGUAGUAGUGGCAACAACAAAGAACUGUUGGAGAUGGGUGAGCCAAACCUGCGGAAACAGGAGCAGCUCACGAUGCAGACGGAACGGUCACUCAUCGAGCUUGAAGAGCGGGAGAGAGAUAUACGACAACUUGAGGGCGACAUAAUGGAUGUGAACCAGAUCUUCAAAGAGUUGGGCACGAUGAUCCACUCGCAAGGCGAAGUCGUGGACUCGAUUGAGUCCAAUGUGGAGUAUGCCGCUGAAAACGUGGAAGCCGGCACACAGGAGCUGCGACAGGCUGCCAAUUACAAGAACAAACUGAGGAAGAAGAAGGUGUACCUGUUCCUGGCUCUAAUCAUAGUUGUGUCGAUCAUACUUAUCAUCAUAUUCCACCGUUGAACAUCCGAGCCACCCGGUUACCACUACAUACCACAAGCAAGGCGAUAGCAACUUACUCACAAUAUUGCUUAUUCAAAAGUUCGACAUAAGUUUCACUUAUAAAUAGGUCAUGUAUGCUAGCGAUUGUAUAUAAAUCAUUUAUCCCAUCUGUAAAGGCUUUUUAAAUCCAUUGGAACAAUGCAUUAGGAGUUAUAUCAUGUAUUUUAUAUGUAUAUUCUGUAAGUCAUUCGUAAUUGUUUGCAAGUUUGCUUUUAGUCUAAUCGGCGAAGUGUAAAAAAUCAUUGUUGCGUUUCUGCGAAAGUUUCACGAACGAUAGAGGCGAUGAAGUGCUUAUGUUACCGGCAAUCUGUAUAAAAUACCUAAAACGUUUAAUGUAUGGAAUAUUAUUAAAAACACCUUCCCUAGACAUUUUUUGGAUAUAAAUAUCUAAGUUAUACAGAUUGCACAUAACACUUACACAUCAAAUGGGGCUUUGUGCUAUGUGGCGGAAAACUUUCGCUUUUCGGGAACUACUUACGCACCUAGAUAAAAAGUAGACUGUAACCGUCUUACCACAAAAACUUUUAAACGUCAGUUUAAGACUUGUCUAAAAAAAUGUCAAAUUAUGACGUUGACAUAAGGUUCAUUUUGGAGACACAUUUUUUUAGACAAGUGUAAAACAGUUGUUAAAGUUUUUGUAGUAAGGCCAUAAUAGUUCAAGCCCCUCAAAUCCAGCGAUGUAGGCUGUGCGCUCCGUCAGUCAGUCAGGAAAAAUAAUGUUAUAUCCAUAAAUUAUAUGUUAGAAGAUGCAUUACGGGUUGUCAUAGUAACGGUUUGUUUUUAGUAAUUCUUGUGUGCUUAAAACCUUGCAUUACUUUUGUCAAGGUCGCUGCAACCAAUACAGAGCGCAAGAGCUCGCUAUAUUUACAAAUUGCUACAGUUAAAAAACUUUAUGGAAUAUGUAGGUGACAGACAAUAUUUACUAUUAUGCUGCUAUGUCUAUAACCGGUAUAUAAACGUUAUAGUCCUCUAAUAUACGCAAGUUCUACAGUAGAUAAACGAUCUAUAAAACAUAAGAGAUAUAUGCUUAAUCGAUUCCCCAGGUGAUUGACGUAUUUUUAGGGUUAGCGUAAUGCAUACCUACUUAAAAUAAGUUAUAUUAUAAAUGUUACUUUAUUUUACAUUUUUAUUCCUUAAUAUAAUUACAAACGUAAAUAUGGGUAUAGUGGUGAUUAGAGACGGAAAACGUCACAAUUAGUAAAUAAAUGGCAAUAAGAACGAUCUGCAUUACCAACUAGACGGAGCCUGACAACACUUUUUUCUCAUUCAUGUAACUUUAAAAUUAGCCAGUAAGCAUACAGUCAAAGAUCCAACUUACUUGAUUAUGUGGCGUGGGUUUCAACAGUGAGAAAACUAGUGUUGUCUGGUUACAUUCAUUAUUGUGUUGUUAUACUAUAAUGAUUUAAUUAUCAGCGAAUUAUUAAUUUAAUUAAGGUAUUGUAAUUUGAGAUUAUUGCCACCAAAAUUUGGACUUUUCUUUAAAUAUAUGUAAGAUAUAAAUCCUUUAAUUAGGACCGUGAUCAUUAACUAGUUUAAGUAUUUGCUAUAAUCUGAUCGAAACUGUAAUCAAUGUCACACUAAAGAUAUAACCUCAAUGGGAGAAUAAUUUGAUAUUCUCAGUGUAGCGCAUUCAUGCCUUGCGAUAAAACUGCAAUAAUCCUUCAAAAGCUUGCAUGAACUACUGUAGAUAUGAAUUUCAAAUAAGUUUUUCUUUGAAAACAAUGUGAAUGUUCUGCAUUUCUAAGGCAAUGCUUGAAUUUAACUGGUCGGUGCUGCCAGCGCCUGCACACUAGUUAGUUUAGGCACUUGACAAUAUAGAAGUAGCCAUAAUAUUGGCAGACUGGUGGUAUAGUUAUCGGCACGGAUAAUGAGCUCUAGGCGGAAGAGUGGGGAUGGCUUUGCGCACUGUACACUUAUGGCAAUAAACCAAUAAAUCGCUUCUGCGCAGGUGAAGGUCAGGGCUCGAUAUCCUUGCCGAUGAUUAUACGCUUUUUACUUAGGGUGCACAUAUACGUUAGUCACCAAAUAUUUAUUAUAAAGCGUCACAGGUCCAUUCAUUAGACACCAAAUUCUAAUUUUGAAAUCAUUGGCAAUAUAUUACAAGCUAUAACUUCAUCGUAUAUUUAUAAAUAAGUCUUUACGUCAUUCGCUUAAGAUAUUAAUAUGCUUACUAUAAGUAUUCGUGUAUAGAUAGUUAGUUGAAAAUUUCAAUGUAUUAUAUUUAAAUGUAAAGUUGUCUAUGUUUUAUAUUAAACACAAUUUGUUGAUAUAUUUACUUUAAUAUAAAUAUGUAUAAAAUAAAAAAUAAAUAACGAA